This is a messenger RNA of Serpula lacrymans var. lacrymans S7.9, 1912 nucleotides long. RefSeq lists its product as uncharacterized. The record is from RefSeq and is a predicted model, not a curated record. The transcript has a single exon. Lineage: Eukaryota; Fungi; Basidiomycota; Agaricomycetes; Boletales; Serpulaceae. Bases 215 to 1672 code for a protein of 485 amino acids.
AACCAACCGACUACUAUAAUAUCUUGGCUCCAUCUGGCCAUAACAGUUCACCCCCUGAUGCAAAGCAUCUUGAACAGCAGCUUCAAGUUCUAGCUAUCGUCCUAGCUCAGCACUCAUCAUGGGGACACGUGGAUAUCGAGUCUACCGCUACAAGAAAUGAUAUUUCUCGUAUUAUAAUCGUAAUGAUUCGUACCCAGAAGGACUUGGCAAGCAGAUGCUUGCAGAGGCCGAGCCUCGGAAUCUUCAACAGCUGCAAGAACAGCUUGACGCUGCAUUAAAUAAAUGCGAGGACGAGCAAUGUUUUCCGGAUGGGCCCAACUCGGACUUCAGUGUCACUCGUGUUCCACCACACGACGACUUUACCAUCGAUUGGAUCUAUAUCAUUGACCUCGACAGAAACACGUUUCACGUCAAUGGUCAGCCAUUCUUCCUCCUCGACAACCUCCCUGACCCAUAUACGUUCGUGGCCGUAAUUAGUGAGGAUAGCUACAAAGCUCAAGCUUGUAGUGUUGAAUGCCCUGCUAAAUUUCAGUAUAACUGGAAGGUCCCACCUCCUGCGGUUGACGAGAGCGUUCUCGCACGUUAUCACGAUCUCUCCAGUGGUGAUACAGCUGUAUCGAUGGGCACCAUGUUAUCCCUCCACGACCAUCUCACAGACAAUGAAUCAGUUCGUGUUGGGCUGAUCGAAGUGCUGAUCGGUCAAUGCAUCACUAAUCAGGCAUUGUCCGUCGCCUUCAAAGAAUUUGAGAGUUUUGCGGACCACAGAGAGAUCGAGCCAUACUACUGGUCAAUUGCAUGCUUGGUGGCUAAUCUCCCAUUUAACACUUACGCGCUUGGUCGAGAGCCCGAUCCCUCUGACCGUCUCUCCGUAACAGAACUUGUAUGGGUUCGCCGAGACACAUGCGUUCAUAUCACAACACAUCUCGACGACGAGAAAAAUCUGCAGGGAUCUGUUGUGCGAUUGGUCGAUGAAGUGAUGAAAUGCCCAAACAAAGACGCUGUCGUUUUCGGUGUCGCUUUUUCCAUCUAUCAUUGUGUUAUCGUGCGCAUCAAUAGACUUGCAGGAGGGUCUUUCACCCACACGCCUGCCUUGCAGUUCUUGCUAUCAUUCUUUGCGACGUCACCUUCAACAGAGGGCAUCACAGCCCUUGUCCGACUCGCUCAUCGGCCUGAUCCUGACAUCAUGCAAAGAUACCUCAGAGCCUGUCCAUUUCUUAACCUUGAUGAGACAUCCCCUCAGGACAUACGGAAGGAUGACAACAGCCUUCCUGUACCGCUAUCGUCGCAGAAUGAUUGUAUCAAUACCACUCAAGUUGGCUAUCUUCCUACAGAGAUUUGGCAAAAAAUUGCUCUCCUCAUGGAUGUAGAUGAUCUGGUCAGCCUUGGGCAUGUGUCGCGAUCAUGUCGCGGUGCAUCACUCGCUGUUAUGCAUCUCCCCCAUGUCAGACAGUGUCGUCUGGAGAAGGUCAUUGCACAAAGAGUGUAUUGUGCAGUAUUUGCAGCUAAAAAAGGAGACAUCGACGUCCAAGUACGCGUCGGUGAUAUUGUUCCUAGAUAUUGGGCUAGGAUCAAAGUGCCGGGUAAACAGGUUGAGGGGGCACUUCAUCUUCCUGUGCAAGUGCCAACUGAUCCCGCGAUGGAAGCAGUGCCGAGUACUAUGACAUAUGUGUAAUAUGCUAUCUGUCUAUCGUGUCUUCCCCCCCCCCCCCCCCUUUUGGGCUUACCCAGCGGCGGGAGCCUCCAUUCUCCCUCAAAAAAUACACGAUUUAAGCAAUAGUAGUGAGGGCCUUACAAGUACGCGGUGAAGCGCUGAGAUUUUGUGUGUAUGGUGAAAUAUGCUAUAAUUUGAAUGUCAUGUUCUUAUGCAUCAAAUAACUACCGCACGAUACAAGAAUCAACGAUCUGCAGGUCU